CGGCGGGGCGGGGCGGGGGCGCAGCGCAGGGCGGGUCCCCGCGCAGAGCCGCUGCCGGGUGCGCCGGGCGCGGGGCGGGGGAGCCGCGGCGCCAGCUGCUCUCGGCGGCGGCGGGGCGAUGCGGAUGGCGGUCGGUGCGGCAGCGGGCGACGGGGCAGAGCAGAGCCCCGGCCCCGCCGCCGUCUCGCUGGGCUUGAGCGUGGCCGUGGUGUCCAGCCUGGUGAACGGCUCCACCUUCGUCCUGCAGAAGAAGGGGAUCGUGCGGGCCCGAGGGCGAGGUACUUCAUACUUAACAGAUAUAGUGUGGUGGUCUGGCACUAUUGCAAUGGCUCUUGGGCAAAUAGGAAAUUUCUUGGCCUACACUGCAGUUCCUACUGUGUUAGUGACUCCCCUAGGAGCUCUUGGCGUUCCAUUUGGCUCCAUUUUAGCUUCUUACUUACUGAAAGAAAAACUCAACAUUCUUGGCAAGCUGGGAUGUCUUCUGAGCUGCGCUGGGUCUGUUGUUCUCAUCAUCCAUUCCCCAAAGUCUGAGAGUGUAACGACUCAGGCUGAACUUGAAGAGAAGCUUACAAAUCCAGUUUUCGUGGGUUAUCUCUGCGUAGUACUGCUAAUGCUUCUCCUGCUUAUCUUCUGGAUAGCUCCAGCUCAUGGACCUACUAAUAUCAUGGUUUACAUCAGUAUUUGCUCUCUGCUGGGCAGUUUCACAGUGCCAAGCACAAAAGGCAUUGGGCUGGCUGCUCAAGAUAUCUUUCACAAUAACCCAUCAAGUCAAAGGGCUCUGUAUCUCUGUCUGGUACUUCUGGCAGUAUUAGGAUGUAGCAUUAUCAUUCAGUUCAGGUACAUCAAUAAGGCACUGGAAUGUUUUGACUCCUCUGUGUUUGGUGCCAUCUACUAUGUUGUGUUUACCACUUUAGUCUUGCUGGCUUCAGCCAUCCUUUUCAGGGAAUGGAGUAAUGUAGGAGUGGUAGAUUUCUUGGGCAUGGCUUGUGGAUUCACCACAGUAUCUAUUGGAAUUGUUCUCAUACAAGUCUUCAAGGAAUUCAACUUCAAUAUUGGGGAUUUAAAUAAACCUAACAUGAAGACGGAUUAAAAUAUUUUUUGAGGGAAACUGGAUGGCUCAGGGAAUGAUAGAGCCUUUCAUUUCUAGGUCACCGAUUCAGUUAUGAUUCAGGUUGGUAUUUUUUACCCUCUGACAAUUUGGUGACCUACAGGAAAUGAAUUGGAGGCUUCCAUCCAGUUUCAAAGGGACAGUUGUCCAUUUACCCCAAAUCAACAUAAUAAAUGGCAGUAAUUGGUAUUAUUGCCAAGGGUCUCAGCAGGAAGGCCAGGGAUUGAGUCAGCAUAGAGACUGAUGUAUUUCCUCACUGUAAAAAGUGAUUCAUCACAAAAGAUUUAGGAAUAUUCUGACAGGCACAUGGGUGAAAGCUUGUAUUAUGACUGCUUGUGAUGUGUGGUUUCUGUGAAUAAAGAACAUCAGUUUCUAAUGCGCUCAGUCUGACACCUUUCAUGACUGAUGUAUACCCUUAAAAAUAUGGGGGGGGAAAAAGUGAAUGGAACAAUUUGUUAAUCUUCUUAAUAUAGCAAUGUGUUCACCAUCCAGGCUGUGAAUUCUGAGACAAGUGUUGAUUGAACCCUGACUGCGGGUUUGUUCUUUUAUAGUAGCUGUCUCUGCAAUUUGGUCUGACAUGGGGGGAAGACACUGGGGAUUUUUAAAUUAAAUUCUAUAUACAGAGCAGUGGACCCUGAAAAUCUUUCACUAAUUAUUUAUCAGCAGAUGGUAGUGUCCAGAUUAGAUACGCAUUUUUCUUUGUAACUUACAUGCAUUAAGACAUACUGCAUUCAUCUGAGUUUUUAAUUGGGAACAGACAGAAAGACUGUGAAGGAUGUGGAAAUGAUGCACAGACUUUUUGACUAUAUGGUGGCUUAUUUCUAAGCAGCUCAGAACUAUUUCAGUGCCUUUGUAAUCCAAAAUACUGCAUAAAUGUGAAUGUAUUUGUUUCAGAUGGCCUAUACUCGUUUAAUAAUUCACUUUCAUUCUAUGUAAUAUUUGACUGCAUUCAAGUUCUAAACACGUAGAGCAGCUAGAAGGAGCUACAUAUUUUUGGAAAAUUUUACAAAUCUGAGUUGAAAUCUUUAGAUGUCUUGACAGCUUCUGAAAUAUCCAUAGCCAUAAUGGGAAGAGGUAAUCUGCAAGAGGUCUCCUUAAAGCACUCCAGCAUAUCUUGAUUCUAGUUAAGUGACAAUAUAGGAAACUGUUUUGUAAAGCAGUUGAUAAGCAGCAACAACAACAAAAAAAUUAGAAUAGCAUGAGAUUUCUUGGUAGCUCAGAAAAUGGUUGGCCAGAUUUCUCUUGUAACCUUGGAAAAGGAGAUUAAAGACUGAACUACAAUAAGCAUUCAGAGAGCUGAGCUUCAGUAUAGGCAUUCAGAUACAGUAACUUACAGACCUGUGUGAUAGUUCAGCAAUAAUAUUUUGACAGUGGUACAAAUAGCUUAAGCUGUGAUUGGAAUGAUUCUGAACCAAUCAAUUUAGACCAUUUAGAGAAUAUUGAUAUGUUAACAAAAGAAAUAAUUAAUUUUCACUUUCAGUUCAGAAUUGUGACCUUUUUGGAGUGCAAGUAUUAUAUAUUUGAUAAUUAUCAACAUCAUGAGUCACAAGACUUGAAAAGUAAUGAUUUUUUUUUCAUUUUAAGUACAAAAAUAGAAAGCAUACAGUGGAACUCAACAUCUCUAGUUCAGAAUGUCUCUUCAAACAAACAAAUGAACAAAGAUGAUUGCAAGACAGUUUUUCGAAAAAUCCAUGACACUUUUAACAAGAAAUCAUGAAUUUAGUUUUUUGGCUGCCUGACAGUAAUGCAAACUUCCAUUAAUGGAGAGUAAUACUGUUCACUUUUUUGAUGUUUUUUGACUAUAAGUAAUGUUUCCUUACAACUCAACGUCCAUUUUCAUUUAAAAGAAAUGUUAUAAGCCCUUCUGAUAGCAGCAAUAAACACAAAUAGUGAAUCCUAAAGGCUUAGUAUUCUGAAGAGAGAAUAAGAGCCCUACUGUGUUAUUUUGAAGCUAGUUUUAUAACUCUGAACUGUUGGAGAUAACCAACUGAAGUGACUCUCACUCUGAAUUGACAGAAACACAUUGUUAUAGGCCAGCAAAGAAACUGGGUAUCUUGGUGAGACUAAAGUAUUAGCACAUAAAAGGCUGUAUUUGUGGAUUCCCAAAUACUGUGUAUGGUUUCUAGAAAGUUUCAGUAUUGUAGAUGAGGGAAUUGGAUUAUAAAAUCUGGAUAAAACAGAACUUUGUCCACUAUUGAUUGAAAGAUGGUAUCUUGGUUAUGAAUGGACAAUUAUGUUUUGUCAUUCUAGUUCCUUUUUUUUCUGAUUGAAACUGAAUCAUAAAUAAGUUAUGAGACCUGUAGUGAUUUACUUUUAAAAAUAAUGUUAGCUGUUUCCUGAAGCAGUCAAGUCAUCUUUUCAAAAUUCAAACUGAGUUCAUGAGUUGCAUGUUCAUUUUGUACUAGCCCUUACUGUCUGAAGACUUCCAUGAAAAUCUAUCUUUGGAUUAAACUGAAAAUGACAGGGGGCUUGUCUUAGUCCUUCUUUGGCCCUAUCUCUUUGUCUCUUUUGUUUUAAAGUUUAUUCCUAUUUAUUUAGAAAGUGCCUAUCCCAGAAUUUUAGGUGCAUAUGCAAAUUAUUAUUAAAUAGUAUACUGAAAACAACUUGACUGCCCUGCUAUAACCCUGCCAUGUUCUGCACCAAACAACUUCACUUGAUAAGCACUCACUAUGCAGAGUAAGAAAAUAGUAGCAGCUAUGUUCUUUAGUCCUCUGACCAUUCUUAGAGCUGAUAAAUGUUUGCAAGUUUCCCCCCCCCCCCCCCCCCCCCGGCCCCAGCCGCUGCUCAUCCCUGAUGAGCUUUCUAGAAAUGUCUAGUUACCCUUGUUUAAUACAGAUGUCAAAAGCCAGCACAUAAGGUGAAAGAAAUUAUAGUGGCCUUGCACAUCAUUUAUAUCUGCAGCCUUUUACAUUAUGAAUGAUAAAUAAUGAAAAACCUUUAUUUUUGCUACUCUUCGUUCAGCAUAUAACAGCAUUCUUCUGAGUUCUGCUGUACCUGGGUCUGGUCCAGUUCUAACUUUAGAAAUGUAUUAGCAUGUUAUGUUGUUACUCUUGGCAUGAUCCUUCCUCCCUCCAACCCAUACCCUCCUCAUUCUGUGUGUCCUACCUUCUUUAGUCUUUUCCCAUUACUUUUCUGAUUGAAAAGGAGGCACUGUUGAAGUUGAAUUUUCAGCUUUUCCCUCUUUCUCUCCCCCUAGACAAGUAAGCACUUUCGAAUAAAACUGAAUCUGAGUUCCAUCAUCUCAGGGAGCAAAUGCGCAUAGUUGUCUCCUGAGGUCUGGUCUCUCUCUAGGGUCUGCCCUUUUCACAUACUUCCAUGUUACUAAUAUUGAUAGCUAUGAGACAGAUGACUUAAGUGUGGAUUCCAAAGUAGAAGUGACCAGAGGCUACAUAUGUACAAAAAGUGGACUGAUUACAGUGGUGGGAUGCAUUUAAAUUUAAUUUAAAUCCAUAUGAAAGGAGUUUUACUCUGGCUUCUAUUCUGCUUAUCAGCCACAUUGACUUACGUGAUGCUGUUACUCACUUGAAUAUAGCUCUUUGAUCAUUAUCCCUUCAGUAUAUGGAAGGUUUACAUGUGUCAGUCCCAAUCUUUAUUAGGUGUUAAAUACAAAAAUCCCUCAAAUGUUCAGUAGGAGAAUAGAAACCUUUUUGAUACAACCAAAAAAAUUUGUUACACCUUAAAUGCUUAUGUAAAAAAGCAAAAUACCUAAAGAAGGUAUCUGCUGAAUUAACCUUUCAGGAUACUGUAUGUGUAAAUAGAACCUAUUUAUUAGUGAGCUGAAACUAACAUGAGUAAGAACCUGUCAUAUAACAGUUUGACAAGUGAGGCUUCCCUCCAAUAAUUUUGAUUUAUAUUGAACAUAUGUAUUUUUAUGAAGUAACUAGCACUGAAAAAUGAAAACACUGGAUUUUAUUUGUUGAAACAGCAGAAUCUGUGAGAAUUAGUUUUCUCUUUUUUCUUUUUUUUAAUAAAGGGUUUGUAUUUAAAGAAAGGUUUGAAGUAACUAAAUAGGGGAUGCUUAAAAUGGGUUUUGUUUGCACAAUACACCCCUCUCACCUUCUUGUUUCAUAAAUAUAAAACACUAAGGAUUCUAUAGAUCUUCCUUAGUUGUUUUGAGAUCAUGUAACUUUGGGACUUGCUGAAGUUUUACUGUUAAAUCAAUUUGUUUAGCUAUUAUCUGUUAUCUUUUCUUUAGAGGUCAGUCUUUGGUGCUACAGAAUAUGGGCUUAAGUGAUGCAGAACUUUGGGGUAUACCAUGUUAGCACCAAUGAUGUCAAACAUUAUCAUUGCUAGCGCCCAAGUCUUUCAGACAGCAGUGUUGAAAUCGAGUGAUUACAAGGUUAUGUAUUAGGAAAUCUUUUUAAAGAGCUGCAAAUAAGCAUUUGGGGGUUUUUGGGUUUGUUUGUUUUUGUUUUUUUUUCCAGACAGUUGCUCUACAGAGUGGAAAAUGUUACACAUAAGGGGUAUUUUUGAGUUACUUUUUCAACUGUGGAGCUUUUUUCUGGUAUGUAAAAAAAUAAAUAAAAAAAAAUUAAUGAGAUGUGGGGGAAAAGUGGAUGGCAACAAAUACACAGUGUGAUAGGUUUGGUUGCUUCAAUGCUAUUGCAAUAUAGUAACUACAGAUUACAUGAAAAUGGUUUAUUUUACUAGCUUCCAAAUAAUGUAUAUAUAGAUUUGUUAAUGGCUUACAAGUCUAGCUUAUUCUCUUUGCUUUUUAAAAAAUAUAGUUAUAGGCAUGUUGUAUUUGCCUUGUGUAAAUUAUAAAAGGCUAUUUAUUAAGUUUUCUGAUAACUAAUCUAUUUAUUAACCUGUAAUGUUUUAAAAUAAAUGAUUUAUUUCUAGCUCAA
Dromaius novaehollandiae (emu) is the source of this 5955-nucleotide messenger RNA. RefSeq names its product NIPA magnesium transporter 1 (gene NIPA1). Gene Ontology annotation, cellular component: membrane. The transcript is spliced from 5 exons. Gene Ontology annotation, biological process: magnesium ion transport. The record is from RefSeq and is a predicted model, not a curated record. NCBI's taxonomy places the organism in Eukaryota, Metazoa, Chordata, Aves, Casuariiformes, Dromaiidae. Gene Ontology annotation, molecular function: magnesium ion transmembrane transporter activity. The coding region runs from base 119 to 1090 and encodes 323 amino acids.